Molecule: messenger RNA, 3336 nt
Organism: Anarrhichthys ocellatus (wolf-eel)
Lineage: Eukaryota; Metazoa; Chordata; Actinopteri; Perciformes; Anarhichadidae
Gene: tmem265
Product: transmembrane protein 265
Exons: 2
Coding region: 519-1577 (352 amino acids)
Source: RefSeq, a predicted model, not a curated record
UCUGCACAGCCGGAGUCCGACCCGAGCAGCAGCAGCAGCACCGAGCCCCGCGCGGCUCUCUGCAUCCGCAGCUGUAUCAAAAGAUAAACCGACAACGACACAAAAAAAAGAAUAAACGACACUGCAGGAGGUGACGGAUCCAGAUUCAGAUCGCGCCUCUGCAAUAACCACGGAGACAUCGGUCAUGCCAGAUCUACACGGAGGGCGAUAUCUUGAUAAGUAUGAGCCGUUUAUUUAUUUAUUUUUUGGUUCCUACAAACUCGUGUCUGCUUGGUGUGGCAGUGGCGAUGACUUCCAAGUCUAACAGCCUCGAGAUGAGCCUUCUCCUGGAGCCCGACUCCACACAAACACCCGGACUGUAAAAAGAAAGACUUUGCCAUCGAGCCCGGCUCAUCAACGGCAGUAAAAGAGACUUUAUUGGUCACCGGCUGCGCCUCCACUUGGAAGAACAAGCACAUUUAUUCGCUGUAAAUCAAGCCAGGAGGAUCGAGCCCGAGUGCAAGACGAAUGGUUUGGGCAUGGUGCCCACGCCCCAGGUGUGCGUAUCAACCCUGGUCACAGUGAGCACGAUGGCAGUGGUGGACCUCUACCUGCUGGAGCAGAGCAUGCUGGGGGCUCGCGGUCCUAGUGUGUGGCAGUGUGCGACGGUGUUGCUAGGCGAUGCGGGCUUCCUGCUCGCGCUGCGCUUCGUGUCGGCCGGCGUGAUGUCGGAGGCGCGUUCGCCGCGUCGCGGUUUCGCCAACGCCCUCUGGUUCCUGUUCCUGUCCCUGCUGCAGCUCAAGCUCUUCUUUGUCUGCCAUAACUACCGGCAGGAGCGCCGGCCGCCCGACCCGCUGGCCAGGAAGACCCUGACGCUGCUGCUGUCCAUCUGCCUGCCCUCCCUGUUUCUGAUCCUGACGGGAGCCGACCACAUGACCCCGCUGCGCAGGAAGCAGGAGGUGCGGGGCCGGCUGCUGUGGGUGGUGGUGGACCUGCUGGAUGUGCUGGACCUGCAGGCGGGGCUGUGGGAAGCCCACGGCGGGGCAGCAGCGGCGGGGAGCGGAGGGGUCGUUGAGCAGAAGCUGCCCAUCUGGGCCGAGGGCCUGGUCUUCUUUUACUGCUACGCCCUCCUGCUGCUGCUGCCCUGUGUGGCUCUCACAGAGCUGGGGGCCACCGGCCUGCCAGGACAGAGGGGGCCCCGUAAGGAGGCUCUGUACCCGUGGCUCAGCCUGGUCACCAUCAACAUCUUGACCCUGGCCCUGAGGGGCACAGGCAUGCUGUGGUACAGGGACUCCCGUGUGUCCACUGUGUUCCUGGGGAAGAACCUGCUGGCUCUGGCUGUGAAGCUGAGCUCAGCUUGGGAGAGACACAAGCAGGAGCGCGGCGCUGCAGGAGCCGAGACUGUGUCUGGAGCAGAACCAGGAGACUCGACCCUGCCAAGCCAGAGCUCAGAGCAGGGAGAGGGCCAGGCUCAGGGGAAAGCUCCUCCCGCUCAUUAUCACACACUGUCUCGCUCCCAAAGCCACACUCUCUCCCACGUCAGCCUGGAGCCCGCGGAGACGCCCUUAGGACAGUCUUUCAUCUCCCAUGAACUCUAGAGAGUCGCUCUAAACACACACGCACACACAAAAGCAUGUGAUCACACCCACACUUAAAACCCAGACCAGCAGAGCCAGUAUCACAUCCAAACAGAUAACUUGUGUUGAAUUUACAGUACAACAGCGAUGGGUAUAAUGCUGAGCUGUGGAAAAGCAUUUGGCAAGCUUGGCUUUCUCCACAUUUUGUUGUGCUGAGAAUAACUUAAAAUGCAUUGCUGGGAUUUGUGGGAGUGUAUUUUUUAUAUUCAAACACUGUGAACACAUCUAUCAGCCUGUAAAGAAUAUUCCAGAAAUGUAUAUCGUAACUCGUAGUGUUUCAUUCCCUUCUUUGAUCUCGGCACCGCUGCCCAAACUGCCGCCGAUUUGUUGCAUUCAGAUUUGUUGCAACUGAAUAUACAGCAUCUCAUCAGUGAGUUCAGGUCAUGUGGCUUGUCAGAAAAAUUAGAUCAAUACUCUUCUUCGAUUAGAUGCCAAAUUCAGACUGUGACCUUUAGUGUACUUUUUUUCCUCAGUCACUUUACAGGGACCUUUCACAGAGAAAAGUUUAAUACAAAGGGAGUGAUGAUUUAUUUUUCCCUACAGCUCCAGGAUUUAAAAGCCGUCUGCCUGUAAAGCUCACACUCUUCACGGUGCUCCAGUAUUUCAAUUUAGAGUCAAAUCCAGUGGAUCCAAACCUUUUAGGCUUGUAGCGCUUUAAAUCAAAGUCUACUCACGACCCAAAGUCCCUGCUUUGAUUUUCCGUAUUUGAUGAGCGUAUUUGAGGCUUGAAAGAUUACAUUUCUAGUUUUUCCACAAUAUAAAAUAAAAUAAAAACAUGUGUAGCAGAAAGGUUAAUCAGUGAGAUCACCAACUGUGGUGUUUGGAGUGAGUUUCUUUGGUAUUAUGAUGUUUUAUUUGAUUUAAAUGCAGAACAUCAGCUCAAGAUGAUUUCAGAGAUGCAUACCGUACAGUCACUUGUUUGUUUACUUUUAAAACCCUCCUGCAGCGAUUUCAGCACAACAAAAUGUGCUUCACUCAAGAUGCCAACUAUUUAUGAAAGACACCGCUUCCACAAAUAAAAUCUUUAAAUGGUGGAGCUUAAAGAUGAGCAUUUUUGCAUCAUCUUAAUCCUACUGCAACACAAACAACAGUACAAGUCUAUUUUACUACAUUGUUUACAAAGCCAGAACACCAAUGUAAGUAAUCCCUUUACCGUUUCAGAACACACUUAAAAUUCAUGGUUUGACGUCGUCUGUACUUUGUCUCAAAGUCUUUUUCAGUCAUUUUCAAUAAGAAGAAGAAAAACCCUUAAUCCUCCUUUUAACUAGAGAUGAAAGUUAACUUUUUGAUGCCAUGAAUAAUGGAUGGGCCCUCUCAUUCACUAAGUUGUUAACAUGUGGGGUUUUGGGGGCAUCAUGGACCAGAGCAGCAGGUGUAGAGGAUGUACAGUACAGUCAAGUGCCUUGUUUCCUCAUGGAGCCACGAGGCGUACACAUUAAGUGUACCAUGUGGAACUUGGACAUAUGCCAUGUGUACACUGUAAAGUUAUUCCACAGCUGCUGUCUGCUACACCUCCAGGACAGAGUGCAAACUAAUAAAAAAGUGUUUCAUACUCGCCCAGUGUUGACAGUUCAUUGACUAUUGCGUAGGAGCGUUAUUGGCAAACUGUCACCCACAUAUAGGGGAAAACAAGAGGACUCAGUCCCAACCAUUCAAGGCCAAGAGGCCCUUUUUAAACAAGUCAAUCCGCUAUCACUGGAAAUUGCAUGUUUUUCUCUCA